This is a messenger RNA of Osmia lignaria (orchard mason bee), 979 nucleotides long. RefSeq lists its product as uncharacterized. Gene Ontology annotation, molecular function: odorant binding. The record is from RefSeq and is a predicted model, not a curated record. Lineage: Eukaryota; Metazoa; Arthropoda; Insecta; Hymenoptera; Megachilidae. Gene Ontology annotation, biological process: sensory perception of smell.
GAAAGAUCCGAUGUGUUAUUCAGUUCUUCUUGAACAUCCGAUCAGACUUCGCUUGUAUAUCGUAAAAAACGAACUCGAAAAAUAAAUAAUAAACCAUGAAGACUAUCGCAGUUAUCUUUGCUUUCUGCCUCGUCGGUGCUUUGGCACUCACUGAGGAACAAAAAGCCAAACUGACCCAAUACAAGACUGCUUGUAUCACCGAAACCGGAGUUGACACACAGGUGGUAGAAAAUGCGAAAUCCGGUAACUUUGCUGAGAAUGACGAUAAAUUGGCCUGCUUCUCCUCUUGCAUGUUGAAGAAGAUCGGCAUCAUGAGUGAGGACGGUACCGUGAACUUUGAUGUUGCCAGACAAAGGGCUCCCGCCAACGUUCCCAAGGAUCAGGUUGAGAGUGUCAUCACCAAGUGCAAAGACAGCGCCACUGGACCAACUGACUGUAAAAAAGCAGCCAAUUUGGUGAAAUGUUUCGUGGACAACAAAUCCUUCAACGUACUUAACUCAAUUUCAUCCGGAGAAACCAUGAAGACUAUUGUUAUUCUUCUUACUAUUUACUUACAUUUGACCUGUUCAUGGGCAUGGCUGUCCAGCGAAGAUCAGGAAAACAUAAAAAAAUUUAGUGCAAGUUGCUCACAAGAGCUUGGGACUACCAUCGGAGAACUGCAGCUAGCUUUGCUUGGCGAGGGUCAAGGACCCGAAGACAGACUUAGAUGUUUUACAGCCUGUCUCCUGAAAAAAAUGAAUGUUAUGAACGAAAAUGGAAAAUGGAAUGAAGAAGUUAUCAGACAAAAAGCACCAAAGGAUAUGCCAAAAGACGAAGUCGAGGCGACUAUUCAGAGAUGCACCAAUACAUGUGGAAAAGAUGAUUGCGAAAAAGCAGCUAACUUUAUGAAAUGCAUCGUAAAAACCGUCGUUAGCAAAGAAUGAAAUUAGAUCUUGACAUCAAUAAUAUAUGGAAUAGAUGUGUUAAUUAAUCAGAAAAA